Molecule: messenger RNA, 246 nt
Organism: Colletotrichum higginsianum IMI 349063
Lineage: Eukaryota; Fungi; Ascomycota; Sordariomycetes; Glomerellales; Glomerellaceae
Product: EC39 protein
Exons: 3
Coding region: 1-246 (81 amino acids)
Source: RefSeq, a predicted model, not a curated record
AUGAAGUCCCUCAACGCGAUCCUCGUCUUUGCCUCACUCGCCGCUGCUGCACCUGCCGCCUCUGCUGAUGCGGCUGCUCCCAUCGAGGCGAGGCAGGCUGCCAGCCCAUGCCGCUAUGAACAGAAGUUGACCUGGAACACGGGCCAGAUCGCGGGCGAUGGAGGAUGGGCUUGUAUCACAAACAACAAUGGCGGCUGCAGGGAAUACUACUGGAAGGACGAGUUUCCUUACUUCAGCUGUGCUUAA